AUGUUGGCUCCUCAUGCCGUAAUUGAUAACGAAGGGUCUGCGGCAACUACCAACGAUCCGGCUUUGAUACAAGCUAAACCUGUCAUGGUGUCGCAUGCUUAUCCGUUGCAAAAAGUUUCCUUCACAACAUCUUCUCUUGGAAAUUUGACAUAUGACGAGAACGAAAAGCCAGAAGAACUCUCAUCCGAUGUUUUUGUAACUUUUAGCUUCUUCUGGGCGGCCGACACGGGCAACACAGUCUUUGGUGGUGGCUGUUGA
Molecule: messenger RNA, 258 nt
Organism: Fusarium venenatum
Lineage: Eukaryota; Fungi; Ascomycota; Sordariomycetes; Hypocreales; Nectriaceae
Source: RefSeq, a predicted model, not a curated record